GGGACCAAGAGAUGUGGAGACAUGGGGGAGGAAUAGUGGAAUAAAAAGAUUAAGAUGUUAAGUACAGGUAUCAACUCCCCACGAUGAAUGUACUGGACAAAUAAGAGUAAAAAAGAAAACGGUCUUAAUCAGAAACCCACACCGUACCCAGCAGUGCUCACAGCAGCUGUGUGCCACCCCACACUUGGGCAGCCAGGGCUGCGGCUCCCAGGCAAGAGGCCGAGGGCUCGGGAGGUGGCCAGGGAGGCCCCACUGCCUCUGCCAGUAGAAAUGAGGUGCUCAGUGAGGCUGGACAUGGGCACCCCACCCGGGAGAUCAUGGGGUGGCCCCUGCCUCCACUGUGACCCAGAAGCAGUCCUUUCUCCCAGAUCAGAUCGGGCCAAUGGGAGUGAGCUCUCUGCCUGGAAUUCUUCAGGUGCCUGGACUGAGCUGUACCAGCCAUUCCUGCCCAGUGAAACGGGCAGAGCUGGAGGAGCCGGCUGUGAAGGCAGCUUCCUCCCGAGCGGGGACCAGCAGAAAACUCCUGCCUCCCACUGCAGCCUCAAGGCACGACAGGCCAGCCAGGGCAACCUCCUGCUACCGGGCCGUGGGCAAAGCAGAUGGACAGCAGGACUCACUCAACUGUGUGCCACAACCCUCGGACGGACCCCGACUCCAGGAAGGGGCGCAGUGCGCAGGCUCCCUACCCGAAGCCGAGCACCAGUGCUACCCCUCGGUCUCCUCCCUGUGACGGCAGUGAUAACCCUGUUGCUGCUGCGUCACGUGGGCCAGCGAAGUUCACACGUGCCAGGUGCUAACCACGGCAAGGGCUCACUUCCGCCUGCAAGGACACUGCCGGGGCCGUUCCAGGGGUCAUCAGUGCCAACACUGAUCUGCCACGAGGCAGGGCACAGGAAGAGGAAAGAAGGAAAGCUCGUGACCGGAGCAGACGUGGUGGACAGACCCCACUUCAAAGCAUCCCCGCCCCUGCCUGCCGGUCAUGACUGCGGCACACACGACCUUGGGAAGGGGUCGCUUGGCAAGGUCAAGGCCCGGGCUGGUGGUGGUGGUGGAGCUUCAGACUCACAGAAACCAACCCUCUUCCUACAGGAGGCCUCGAAAGUUUUCUUUCAAGAUGCUUUGGAAAUUUGGGUGGAAGAGAAAGUGGUAUUUUUAUGAGAUUCAUGGCAAAACAAGACCAAAGAAAGUUCCAGAGUUACAGAAAGAAGAGAUAAGCAAAUAUUUCUGAAAGAUGAAACGGACAAAAUUGCUUUCGACAGUGGCCAGUGAGACACUGGAUAAGAAAAUGUGAACAUCUUGUGCACAAAAUGCUAUCAGACAGGGUGCAGCUCAGUGCCACAGUGUUCCACCAGGGCAAUGCCCUGGAUCCAACCCCCAGCGCUGCAAAAAGAAAACAAAGUCCUGGGGCUGGGGUGUAGCUCAGCAGUAGAGUCUGUGCUUAGCACGCAGGCAGCCCGGGUUCUAUCCCCAGCAGGCGUGCGCACAACCCACACAUGCUAUCUCAGUGCCUUUCCUACUUUGUGGCCACAAAUUCAUCCCCCAAAUCCACGCGGGGACUCCAGGUGGGGAGCUGCUAUUAAACACUUCAUCCUAGACUGCUCCUCUUUCUGGGCUGGCCUGGCAGGGAGGGGAGCGGGGUACGCGCACAGCUGGAGCUACACCAAGGGCUCCACCCACCUAAACAAUGCCCACUCCCACCCCAAGGCCUUCCUCUCACCUGGGGUGAGAUGGGCCCAGACCAUAGAAGCCCAGGAGGAAGGGGUGGACCAAAGUUUUCCCAUGGGAACAUUUCCAACAGCCCCCCUGCUACCUGGAGCAACAGCAAGACUCCCUGACCAGGGACAGGAAGGAGCAGCUCUAGAGGAUGUCAUUGGCGGCGGCCUGCUGCCCUGCUGCUGGAGGAGGGGUGCAGCAGAGAAGAGGGGAGACAGGCAAGGGGCAGGACCCUAGCCCCUAGCCCCGCUGCACCAGGACAGAGCUGAUUUCCAACAAGGCGGGAAGAAAAGGAGGAUGUACCCUAUCUCGGCUUGGUCUGCACAUUUCUCUGCCUCCCCGCAACGCCCCCCCACCGCCCCCGCAAACAGUGAGCACAUUCUGUGAUCGACCAGGUUCCACGGUUUGCAAAGCCUCAAGGCUCAGGCCUCACGGGAGGAGGAAGUGCAGCCUUCAUCCCUCUAGAAACUCCCAGGAA
Fukomys damarensis (Damara mole-rat) is the source of this 2191-nucleotide messenger RNA. RefSeq lists its product as uncharacterized. The record is from RefSeq and is a predicted model, not a curated record. The transcript has 2 exons. Bases 88 to 1158 code for a protein of 356 amino acids. NCBI's taxonomy places the organism in Eukaryota, Metazoa, Chordata, Mammalia, Rodentia, Bathyergidae.